UAGCCACGACCACGAAAACCCUAAUCCACCACCAUCCACAGCCGCUGAUUCCCCUCCCCCUCUCCUCACGAUUCAGAUCCAUGCCCAACCUCCUUGUAUGCGCGGCUGCCGCCCCAUCGAUCUCCGGCGCCGCUGCCUCCCGUCGAUCUCCCUCGCCGCUGUCCCAACCAUCUCCCGCUCCACCUCUGUCUCCCAUCCUCUCUCGCUCUGCCACCGCCCCCACACGCUCCCCCUAUGGAGUACUCAGAUCCGCGAUGGGGGCACACGCAAUUGUGGCCGUGCGAGAACAGGCCCUUCCUGGAUGGCUCGGUGAUGUUGCGCCUACCAGCAACUGGAGAUCACGCGCCGUCGCCUACGACAGCACCCGUGCCGGCGCCGGAUGUGGUGCCCAACGUUGUGACGCCAAGAUAAUCGCUCGUGAUCCAAUUAUUCAACAUAGGUUUCCCUGCAACAGUGGUACAAGGUGACAGAACACAAGAGGUAAAUACAUAUUCCGAACUCUUUUGUCAUUGCCUAACUUGUUCAUUAGUAGCAUUAUAAAAUGAUAGACUAGCACCGCUGUUAUUCUAUUUUUUCUUUCCAAGUGACUGUUGUUCUUCUCGCGUAGUUAUCCAGGACUCACCAGUUUUUUAGACUAAACCUGAUGCAGGAAAUAUGGCCACUUG
Messenger RNA from Hordeum vulgare subsp. vulgare (domesticated barley), 665 nucleotides. RefSeq lists its product as uncharacterized. Bases 81 to 467 code for a protein of 128 amino acids. The record is from RefSeq and is a predicted model, not a curated record. The transcript is spliced from 2 exons. NCBI's taxonomy places the organism in Eukaryota, Viridiplantae, Streptophyta, Magnoliopsida, Poales, Poaceae.